AUGCGCUUGCACGAGGAUAAUCAAGGACGGAAGCUAAGCACCAGCGAGUGGUACGACAAUAUGAGUGACGAUGAUCGGGACAUUGACAUAGAGAGCGAUGAUGGCGAUGAUUCGGAUAACACAAAAUCUCAAUCCCGUUCCGGCGCUGGGAGUCAAUUUUACUCGCAGGCCGAAAAACGUGCUCAUCACAAUGCCCUUGAACGAAAACGGCGUGAUCACAUCAAGGACAGCUUCACCGCGCUGCGAGACUCCGUACCAUCGCUCCAGGGCGAAAAGGCAAGCCGCGCGCAGAUACUGAAAAAAGCGGCCGAGUACAUCCAGUUCAUGCGAAGAAAGAACAACUCACACCAGCACGAUAUCGACGAUCUCCGAAGGCAAAACAAUAAGCUUGAAACGGAAAUUCGUGACUUGGAACAGGCCCGGGCAUCCGGUAAAUAUGGUGACGGAGCUGAUUUGGGUGGCGGAUUCCAGGACGGAUCACGCGGUUCUGACAGCUCCGAUAUAGACGAGGUACCCAAAAAUAACAACGGGUUGGGUGCACGGAGAAACAAAAAGAUGAAAACGAAUGCCAACUAUUAG
Messenger RNA from Anopheles marshallii, 579 nucleotides. It is a transcript of the gene Max, whose product is annotated as protein max. Gene Ontology annotation, biological process: positive regulation of transcription by RNA polymerase II. Bases 1 to 579 code for a protein of 192 amino acids. Lineage: Eukaryota; Metazoa; Arthropoda; Insecta; Diptera; Culicidae. Gene Ontology annotation, molecular function: DNA-binding transcription factor activity; protein dimerization activity. Gene Ontology annotation, cellular component: RNA polymerase II transcription regulator complex. The transcript is spliced from 5 exons. The record is from RefSeq and is a predicted model, not a curated record.